Messenger RNA from Lolium rigidum, 658 nucleotides. Its product is annotated as delta(7)-sterol-C5(6)-desaturase 1-like. Bases 2 to 658 code for a protein of 218 amino acids. NCBI's taxonomy places the organism in Eukaryota, Viridiplantae, Streptophyta, Magnoliopsida, Poales, Poaceae. The record is from RefSeq and is a predicted model, not a curated record. The transcript has 2 exons. Gene Ontology annotation, molecular function: iron ion binding; oxidoreductase activity. Gene Ontology annotation, biological process: lipid biosynthetic process.
UAUGAAUUAUUGUAAAGACUUUACAGAACGUGGUCCUGAAACCCUUAAGGAAUUUGAUGCAGAUUCUAUCCCUGCGGUGGAAGCUAUGAAGAAGCAAAUACUUGUUGCAUCAGUGUCCAUGCCUUUCUACACCGUUCUUCCAACUGUAUAUGAGUACAUGAUCGAGAGUGGAUGGACACAUUGUUUCUUUCAUAUCACCGAUGUUGGUUGGCCAAUGUAUCUUGCCUAUCUGGCUUUAUAUCUCAUCUUUGUGGAGUGCGGAAUGUACUGGGUGCACAGGGAGUUGCAUCACAUAAAGCCAUUAUACAAGCACCUCCAUGCAGUCCACCACGUUUACAACAAGGAAAAUACCUUAUCACCAUUUGCGGGACUAGCAUCCCAUCCGCUGGAUGGGAUUUUACUAGCCAUGCCGCAUGUGGUUGCUCCCUUCCUUUUCCCAACGCACUUCAGGACUAACGUUGCCCUCUUGUUCAUGGAGGCUAUGUGGACAGCUAAUAUCCAUGAUUGCAUUCAUGGCAAGGUUUGGCCGGUGAUGGGCGCUGGAUAUCACACUAUUCACCAUACCACUUACCGGCACAACUAUGGCCACUACACUAUCUGGAUGGACUCACUGUUUGGCACACUUCAAAAUCCAGAAGAUAUCUUUAAGGAGGCUUGA